Molecule: messenger RNA, 1755 nt
Organism: Strongyloides ratti
Lineage: Eukaryota; Metazoa; Nematoda; Chromadorea; Rhabditida; Strongyloididae
Product: DOMINA protein
Exons: 1
Coding region: 1-1755 (584 amino acids)
Biological process (GO): regulation of DNA-templated transcription
Cellular component (GO): nucleus
Molecular function (GO): cis-regulatory region sequence-specific DNA binding; DNA-binding transcription factor activity
Source: RefSeq, a predicted model, not a curated record
AUGACUAGUUACAUUUGUAAAAAUCAAUUUCGAAUCUCAAAUUCUUCAACUUCUUCUUUAUUCUCCGCUGCUACCUCACCUAGUAUUUACGGUAGCGAUUUUUCACCAAACAUGGAACAACAACAACAACAAAGAAAUAGAGAUUAUCUUUCUACACCGGAUAGUGCCAUAUCAUUAAAUGAUAAUUUAUCUAUUUCACCUAAAGUUGAAUAUGAUAUGUUUUCUCAAAGUAAUGAAGCACUACCAUCUAAUAAUAGUUCCAGUAAUAAUUUCUAUCAUCAACAACAAUCACCUUAUGACUAUCCAGAUUACCAUUCAAGUGGUAGUGUUACAAGUCAUAUGAACAUCUCUGCAACAAAGGAAUAUCUUAAUAAUGUAAUUGGUUCCAAUCUUCAUGAUCCAUAUUGUCUUCCACAUCCACCACAAUCGUCCAAUCCAUUGGUUCAAUUGGAAUCAUUUACAAAAGAGGCUUUGUCAAAUGUAAUACCUUUUCCAAAAACAAAUAUUUCUUUACAAAAUGAUUAUUCUACUACUGGUAAAUCAGCAUCAGGAUUCAUUAAACCACCAUGUUCCUAUCCAUGUUUAAUAGCUAUAGCACUCAAUAAUGCUGUAACAAAUAGAUUAAAUGUUUCGGAAUUGUAUGAAUUUAUCCAGUAUUACUUUCCUUUCUUUCAAAGAGCUCCAGAAGGAUGGAAAAAUUCUGUUCGUCACAACUUAUCAACAAAUGGAUGGUUCAAUAAAGUCGAUGAAGGUAGAUCAGGAUAUGCUGGCAGAAGAUCUUUUUUAUGGGGUUUUACUAAUCCAGGAGUCAAAGACAAAGCUAUGAGUGAUGUUAAGAAACAAGUUGUUAAAAAGUAUAAGGAUAUGUGUGAUAGUAUUAUUUGCUCUGGACUUUUGGAACCUUUGUUAAAUGGUGAAAGAAGUUUUUAUCCUAAUAGUUGUCACCAAAGUCCUUUUAUUGGUUGUAAUGGUACUGGUAUCAAUGGAUAUAUUAAAAGAGAUUCUGACUAUUCUUGUGAUAGAGAUCGCGGUUACCAUUCUCAACCUAAUUUUUCUACUGGAUCGCCACUUGUUGGAAAUCAAAAAGUAUCGAGAAAACGUUCACAUAGAAUGAUACAAUCUAAUUCUUGUGUAGAAUCUAACUCUCCUUAUGGUAAUGAUUCAACAUCAUAUCAACCUGAAGUUAAAAAAGAAUAUGAUGGGAAUAGGAGUUAUUCAUCUAAUACAAGUAAUGAUUCCAAUCGGCUAUUAAGUCAAAGUAUUCCAAAUUAUAUGAUUCAAUAUAAUUUUCCAUUUAAUGGAGAUGGAUCUCAGGGGCAAUUUAAUUUAUAUAGACAACAGUUUCCUCCAAUAUAUUCUGUUGCUUCUGGAGUAGAUUACUCAUAUAAUUUACCAAAAUACCAACCAAUUCCUGCUCAAAAUGGUGUCGAUUACUAUUCAACAACUUCUACAACAAGGUCUGAAAAUUAUCCACCUGUGGUUGAUAAUUGUUGUAAAAAAGAGGCAAAAGAUUUAGUUAAUAAUACUUCUAUAACAUCAGGAUCGUCCUCUUCAACAAUAUCCACUAGUGGCCAAGGAACAGCACACCAUGAUAUAUCAACCGGUUCAUGGAACCAAAAUCAAUCUUCGCCAUCGCCUUCAACUCCACAUCAUCAAUCAACCGAGUCAUUAGAAAAAACACCAACGAAAUCUGAACCUUAUAUUGAUGAAGUUUUGAAUGAAUUUUUUAUUCCAACUCAUUCAAUAUCUCUUUAA